Messenger RNA from Prosopis cineraria, 817 nucleotides. RefSeq names its product protein AE7-like 1. NCBI's taxonomy places the organism in Eukaryota, Viridiplantae, Streptophyta, Magnoliopsida, Fabales, Fabaceae. Gene Ontology annotation, biological process: iron-sulfur cluster assembly. The transcript has 5 exons. The record is from RefSeq and is a predicted model, not a curated record. Bases 92 to 556 code for a protein of 154 amino acids.
UAUCCGCGGUUUUAAAACAUUGGUCUGUACGGAAAGCUCCGGAAGCGGAAGACAGAGUGGAGCUGCUUGAGAGAAAGGAAAGAGUGGCAGGAUGACUCUUGGUCUGAUCAAUGCGAACCCCGUCGUUCAUGCGAAAAAGGAGAGAGUAGCUCGCACCGAAGAUCCCCUCGCAGAUGAUGCCGUUGACCCCCUCGAAAUUUAUGAUUUCGUGAGAGAUAUCAGGGAUCCGGAACACCCUUAUUCCUUAGAACAACUCAGCGUCCUUUCUGAGGAAUCAAUCACAGUUGAUGACAAAUUGGGCCGGAUUCUGAUAACUUUUACACCGACUAUCCAGCACUGCAGCAUGGCAACAGUAAUUGGUCUUUGUCUGAGAGUUAAGCUAAAGCACUUUUUCCCUCCUCAUUACAAGGUGGACAUCAAAGUAUCUCCAGGAUCUCAUGCUGAUGAAGAAUCAGUCAAUAAGCAGUUAAAUGACAAGGAGAGAGUGGCUGCUGCGUUGGAGAAUCCCAACCUCCGCCAGCUUGUUGACGAGUGUCUCUACUCUAAUGAACUAUGAAGUUUUCCAUAACCUGCGCGAUAAUUUACAGGGUGUUUGAAGCUGAAGAAUGCCAUGAUAGCCACUUGUCUCUGGGUGUUAGUUGUUUCUGUCCUCCUCUAAGCCAACCGACUAUAUAACCCUUGAGUUUGACCUUAUAUUGUAUGUUGUAAAUUAAAUCAGAAAUCAUGCUCUGUUUACCAUAUUUCAGUUAUCUUAUGUAAUAUUUUCUGUAAUGAACUGAUUAUUGGCCCUAAUACCUGAUUGGUAUGUCUCGUUCCA